GGGGGUCACACCCCUCCCCCGCCCCCUUCCCCCCCCCCGGAUCGGGGCCACCUCCGGGGGGAUUGUCCCUAAUCCCGGCCACCCGCGACCCCCACCGGGAUUAGGGGGACACCUGGGGGGGGUCCCCAGAGGGACCCUGGGACAUGUAGUCCCCCCGGGGGGGGGCAGGGACCCCCCAAAUGUCACCCGGGACCACCCAAAAUCCCCCGGGACCCCCUAAAUGUCACCCGGGACCCUCCAAAUGUCCCCCGAGAUCCUCCAAAAUCCCCCGGGACCCCCCAAAUGUCCCCCAGGACCCCCCCCCCCCAUGUUCCCAAAGCCCUGCGGUGGCACCGGGGGGGGGCAGCGGGACCCCAAAAUCCAGGGGGGGGGGGAUUGGGGGGGCUCCGGAGGGGUUUGGGGGUACAGAGGGGAGAGUUUGGGGUGUUUUGGGCUAUGGGGGGGACUCGGGAGAAGUUUUGGGGUGGGGGCAAUGGGGGUCGGGAAGGUUUUGGGUUCAAAUUUGGGGUCCCGAGAACUUUUUUGGGGGGCACAGGACGGUCCCAGUAAAAAUUUGGCAAACCAGGGAGGUUUGGGGGUCCAAUUUGGGGUCCCAGGGAGGUUUUGGGGUCCCAAAUUGGGGUCUCAAAGAGCUUUUGGGGUCAAAUUUGUUGCCACAGAGUGGUACCAGGGAAUUUUGGGGUCCAGUUUGGGACCCCAGGGACCUUUUGGGGUCCAGUUUAGGAUCCCAAGGAGCUUUUUGGGGCCCAAUUUGGGCUCCCAGGCACUUCCCAGGCUCCAGUUUGGCCCCUCAGUACCCCCAAAACCCCCAACCCCCCGCAGCGCCCGGGGGUAUUUCAGGACCACCACCCCCCACCCCCUCCCCAUCGCACCAGCACCCAAUUAAGCCCUUUUAGGGGGGGGGGGGGGGCCUGAUACCCCCUGAUCCCCCACCCCAACCCUGCUAAUCAGGGCUCGGGGGCGAUUAAGACCCCCCGAAAGCCGCUUGCCGAGCGCCUAAGCCCGGCUUGGCCAGCGCCGGCUCCCGGAUGAGCCGGGCUCAGCCGCGCUUUACCUCCUGAGCCCCGAUUAUUGGGGGGGGGUCCCAUCCGCCCCCCGCCCUAUAAAAGAUCCGCCCCGUCGCCCCCCACCCGCCCGUCCGUCCGCGGUGUCGCCGUCACCGCCAGCAUGCAGAAGUCGCGGGAGAUGCGGGACGAGCUCCCCGAGGAUUUCUACAUCCCCAUGACCCUGGAGACCCCAAACCUGACGGCGCUGAGCCCCUUCCUGGUCCCCCAAACCCACCUGGGCAGCCCCGGCAUCUUCAAGGCCAUGGCGGCCUUCAUGUUCCUGCUGGUCGUCCUCGGCGUCCCCAUCAACGCGCUGACCGUGGUGUGCACGGCCAAGUACAAGAAGCUGAGGUCACACCUGAACUACAUCCUGGUCAACCUGGCGGUGGCCAACCUGCUGGUGGUGUGCGUGGGCUCCACCACGGCCUUCUACAGCUUCUCCCAGAUGUAUUUCGCCCUGGGGCCGCUGGCCUGCAAGAUCGAGGGGUUCGCCGCCACGCUGGGCGGGAUGGUGUCCCUGUGGUCGCUGGCCGUGGUGGCCUUCGAGCGGUUCCUGGUCAUCUGCAAGCCCCUGGGCAACUUCACCUUCCGGGGUAGCCACGCGGUGCUGGGCUGUGCCAUCACCUGGAUCUUCGGCCUCAUCGCCUCCGCGCCCCCCCUCUUCGGCUGGAGCAGGUACAUCCCCGAGGGGCUGCAGUGCUCGUGCGGCCCGGACUGGUACACGACGGAGAACAAAUGGAACAACGAGUCCUACGUGAUUUUCCUCUUCUGCUUCUGCUUCGGCUUCCCCCUGACCGUCAUCAUCUUCUCCUACGGGCGGCUGCUGCUCACCCUGCGCGCGGUGGCCAAGCAGCAGGAGCAGUCGGCCACCACGCAGAAGGCGGAGCGCGAGGUGACCAAGAUGGUGGUGGUGAUGGUGCUGGGCUUCCUGGUGUGCUGGCUGCCCUACUGCGCCUUCGCGCUCUGGGUGGUGACGCACCGGGGCCACCCCUUCGACGUGGGGCUGGCCUCCAUCCCCUCCGUCUUCUCCAAGGCCUCCACCGUCUACAACCCCAUCAUCUACGUCUUCAUGAACAAGCAGUUCCGCUCCUGCAUGCUCAAGCUCGUGUUCUGCGGCCGGAGCCCCUUCGGGGACGACGACGACGUGUCCGGCUCGUCCCAGGCCACGCAGGUGUCCUCGGUGUCCUCCAGCCAGGUGUCCCCGGCGUAGGGCCCGGCCCCACCGCGGGGCUGCCCCACGGCUCUGCCCCACGGCUCUGCCCCGCCAUGGGGCUGCCCCACAGAGGGCCCGACCCAGCCAGGGCUGCCCCACACCGGGCUCGGCCCUAUAUCAGGCUUGACCCUAUACCGAGCUCUGCCCCACAUUGAGCUCUGCCCCACACCGGGCUUGGCCCUAUAUCGAGCUCUGCCCCACACCGGGCUUGGCCCUAUAUCGAGCUCUGCCCCACAUUGAGCUCUGCCCCACUCCGGGCUUGGCCCUAUAUCGAGCUCUGCCCCACACCGGGCUUGGCCCUAUAUCGAGCUCUGCCCCACAUUGAGCUCUGCCCCACACCAGGCUCGGCCCUAUAUCGAGCUCUGCCCCACACCGGCCUCAGCCCUAUAUGGGGUUCGGCCCUAUAUUGAGCUCUGCCCCACAUCGGGCUCUGCCCCAUAUCAAGUUUGGCCCUAUAUCGGGCUCUGCCCUAUAUCAGGCUCUGCCCCACAUCGAGCUCUGCCCCACACUGGGCUCUGCCCUAUAUCAGGCUCUGCCCCACGUUGAGCUCUGCCCCAUAUCGGGCUCGGCCCUAUAUCAGGCUCUGCCCCACAUCGAGUUCUGCCCCACACUGGGCUCUGCCCUAUAUCAGGCUCUGCCCCACAUCGAGCUCUGCCCCACACUGGGCUCUGCCCUACAUCGGGCUCAGUCUCACGGUUCUGCCCUAUGGAGGGCUCUGCCCCAUAUCGGGCUCUACCCUAUAGCGGCUCUGCCCCAUGGCAGCUCUGCCCCACACCGGGCUUUGCCCCACAUCGCUCUCAGCCCCACAGCAGCUCUGCCCCCCCCGCUAUGGGGCAGCCCCACGGCUCCGUUGUACAUAACCCCCCCCCAUUAAACACUGGAGACGCA
Molecule: messenger RNA, 3147 nt
Organism: Vidua chalybeata
Lineage: Eukaryota; Metazoa; Chordata; Aves; Passeriformes; Viduidae
Product: blue-sensitive opsin
Exons: 5
Coding region: 1168-2256 (362 amino acids)
Biological process (GO): G protein-coupled receptor signaling pathway; visual perception; phototransduction
Cellular component (GO): membrane; photoreceptor outer segment
Molecular function (GO): G protein-coupled receptor activity
Source: RefSeq, a predicted model, not a curated record